AAAUUUUAGUAUUUUUAUUUGAUUCAUUUUUAACGGGUAUUGCAUAUUAAUAUUUGUUUUGGUUGUACAGGUACGAAAGUCUAAUUUUUUUAAUCGAAUAAAAAAUAAUGAAUCGAAUCAAAAUUUACAGAUAUUUUUCUCAUCGAAACAUCCCACACUCCAUCGAAUCCUACAUCUGUCACUGUGCGAUACAUGUAUUCCGCCGAUUUUGAUGCACUGUAACAGGUUAAAUAACAACAUUGCAUUAAAAUAUCAUAAAUUUUAUACCAAUUUUGAAAUAAUAUAAGGAUUUUAUUUUGUUACUUAGAUGGUAAAAAUAAAUUCGGAACUAAAAUUUAAUAAAAUAAAAAUAAAUUUAUUCAAAACCACUACAAAUCCAAACGGUUGCUAUUAUACAUUCAUCUUUAAAUACAAGACAGUCUUUCGCCUGUUAACACCAAAUCAUUUUCAGUCUUUUCCCAGAUCUGCAAAAAUGGUGAAAAAAAGUAAAAGUCGUCAAAAAAUAGAGAUGGUCAAAAUGAAAAAUGAAAAUAAUCUACAGGUUACUUUCUCAAAAAGAAGAAAUGGUCUUUUCAAAAAAGCCAGUGAGCUUUGCACGCUUUGUGGUGUUGAAAUUGUUGUUAUUGUAUUUUCGCCUGGCAAAAAAGUUUUUUCUUUUGGUCAUCCAAAUGUUGAUUGUGUAAUUGAUCGCUUCACAAACAUUAAUCCACCACAUCCUCGUCAAUACACCAAUACACAACUUAGCGACGCCCGUCGAAAUGCAAUUGUUCAAGAUCUCAACAGUCAUCUCACUCAAGUAACAGAAGAAUUCGAAAUUGAGAAAAAGAGGGCUGAAGACUUAAAGAAAAAGAGAAAAAAUAGUUAUAUAUCUGAUAAUUGGUGGAAAGAACCUAUAAAAGAGUUGAACUUAAGCCAGCUCACUGAAUUCAAAUGUGGCUUGGAAAAGUUGAGAAAAACAGUGACUACUGAAGCCUCCAAGAAUUUUCAAACAAUUGUUCCGCGUCAUAACUUCGAUGGUGGAAGUUCAAAUAAUGCUACUUUCGGGAUUUGUGAUGAUUAUGCAGGUAAUAUCGACACCAAUUUAGAUCUGUACAAUCAUCAAAGAAUGGUGGCAACAAACACAUUCGCUUGUAAUCAUCACAACAUGAUGGUUCCUUAUCAUAUUACAACACCAUUUGGGAAUAUUGGUAAUGGUAAUAUUAUUGAAGGGUUUGCUGCAGAAUACAAUCAAAACCCGAACCAUUUAUGUUUUAAGCAAGAACACAUUUCUGGGUGUGACCACCAUUCAGUUCAUCCUCCUCGUUUCGGACAUGGUUACUAUUAAAUUUUGUUCUUUUUGCCAUAAGCCCAAUGUUUUAUGUAUUGUUUUUGUUUUGUUGUUAUUUAUACAUUUGGGAUGGCGUUAGUUUGGAAAUUAUUACUGCCAAUGUUUUUUUUUUCAAAUUUGUUAAACACAAUUUUAGUUUGUUGCUGUUUUUUAUAUUUCAAAAAUUUUCCAAAUUUAUAAUACUUUUUUCAACUUCUGUUAUGAAAUAUAUGUCAUAUGUAUAUUCUUACACUUCUCUGAAAAAAUGUAUAAUUUCAAUACCUUUACACAUAAGAUAAAUAAUAUUUAUGGAUUUUAAGAGUUUUGAGCUUGGUCAGGCCGGACCGAUGCCUGGGCAUUUUAUCUGGACUCAAGAACCCGAACUGGAAUCGAUCCAAAAAUAUCCAACUCAAAAUCAUAUCGAAAAUUUACAAGUAUCU
Brassica napus (rape) is the source of this 1746-nucleotide messenger RNA. RefSeq names its product agamous-like MADS-box protein AGL62. Lineage: Eukaryota; Viridiplantae; Streptophyta; Magnoliopsida; Brassicales; Brassicaceae. The transcript has 2 exons. The coding region runs from base 308 to 1324 and encodes 338 amino acids. Gene Ontology annotation, molecular function: RNA polymerase II cis-regulatory region sequence-specific DNA binding; DNA-binding transcription factor activity, RNA polymerase II-specific; protein dimerization activity. The record is from RefSeq and is a predicted model, not a curated record. Gene Ontology annotation, biological process: positive regulation of transcription by RNA polymerase II.